UUGAGGAAGUGAGGACAUGUCUACUUUAAAUGCUGGAUGUUUGAAACGGGUGUGAGCGGGUUCUUGUCUUCUGACAUGCGUCUCCACAUCAGUCUGACUUUCAUUAUUACCAUCACCGCGAGCUGCGGUACUGCAGACUCCCGGAAGAUCAGAGGGAUAUCUCCGUCCUACAAGCGUUUCUACAGGGAGAGGAAGUCCUUUCUGUGCAUCGAUGGCUCCAAGAUGAUCCCCUUUGAGCAGGUGAACGAUGACUACUGCGACUGUGAGGACGGCUCUGAUGAACCAGGCACCUCCGCCUGUCCUCGUGGCCGGUUCUACUGCACCAACCUGAGUUUCCGGCCACACUACAUCCCAUCAUCUCGAGUCAAUGAUGGCAUCUGUGACUGCUGCGAUGCUUCAGAUGAAUACAACAGCCACGCUCGCUGCCAGAACACGUGCUGGAAUCUGGGGCAGAGAGAGAGGGCGUACGUGGAGGGCCAGAUGAGGACCCUGGACGAGGGUUUGCAGCUGAAGCAGCAGCUGAUUGAGGAGGGAGUCCUGCUCUGGAGGGAGAAACAGGCGCAGCUCCGAGAGCUGCAGCAGGUAGCUGAGGACCUCCAGAUCAAACUGGAGGAACACAGGAGGAAGAAGCACGAGGCGGAGCGCCUCAGAGAACAGACGUUGAAGGCGCUGGGAGCCGGGGACAGCAGUGUCAGGCGGGAGAACGGCAGCAGCACGUUCAACUUCCUGGACAGCAACAAAGAUGGCAGUCUAACAGUGGAGGAAGUCCAGGCUAAAGUGGCACUCGUCCAUGAUGAAGAGCGGCUUCUCUCGGAGGACGAAGCCGUGGCUCUGUUGGGAGGAGGCCGUCUGAUGGAUCUCACCCUGUUUCAACACACUCUGUGGGACGUCCUGACCAAAGCAGACAGUGUCAAGAUCAGAGGCAGUCUGGACGCUGCAGGCCGAGUGGUGGCUGAAGACUUAGAGGCCUCUGACGGAGAGUGGGAGGCUACCAAUCAGAAGAAGGUAGAGGAAGCGUACGACACCGUCAACAUGGAGAUCAGUGAUCUGCGGAAGAAGCUGACCAUCGACUACGGACCGGACUGGGAGUUUCUGUUUCUGAACAGCCAGUGUUACAAGCUGAAAGUAUACGAGUACACUUACACUCUGUGCCCGUUCAAUCAGGUCACACAGAGGAGCACUGCAGGAGCAGACGUCUCGUUAGGGAGGUGGGGGAUGUGGGCAGGGACCCCACACAACCAGUACAGUCAGAUGGUAUAUGAGAGUGGAGAACCCUGCUGGCAAGGAGGUUCACGCAGUACGACAGUCACACUGACAUGCGGAACGGAGACAGCCUUGCGAUCGGUGAGGGAGCCCAGCAAAUGCCAGUACAUCAUGGACUUUCAGACUCCUGUGGCCUGUCAGCCAGUGCUGAAGCAGCGGGGCAUACAUAGUGAACUGUGACCCCUAGCCUACAUUCAUUUAGCCCCCUCGGCUAGCCCGCAGUGACAGGCUGGGUUCCUGAGGGUCCCCUCUGACAUCUGUGUUGUCAGAACAUGUAUACUUCCAGGCAGGUCUCGCUAAGGUCAGAAUCAGAUUUUCAGUAACACUGCUCCUAGUUUUCAUUAAUUGUUACAGCUUUAUAUUGUCACAUGUUAAUAUUUGAAUAGAGCAUUUAUUGAACAUAUAUAUAUAUAUAUAUAUAUAUAUAU
Cottoperca gobio is the source of this 1691-nucleotide messenger RNA. Its product is annotated as glucosidase 2 subunit beta-like. The record is from RefSeq and is a predicted model, not a curated record. The transcript is spliced from 15 exons. Bases 37 to 1443 code for a protein of 468 amino acids. Gene Ontology annotation, biological process: liver development; N-glycan processing. Gene Ontology annotation, cellular component: glucosidase II complex. Gene Ontology annotation, molecular function: calcium ion binding; protein binding. NCBI's taxonomy places the organism in Eukaryota, Metazoa, Chordata, Actinopteri, Perciformes, Bovichtidae.